Clavispora lusitaniae ATCC 42720 is the source of this 1743-nucleotide messenger RNA. It is a transcript of the gene NPL4, whose product is annotated as Npl4p. Gene Ontology annotation, molecular function: ubiquitin protein ligase binding; ubiquitin binding. Lineage: Eukaryota; Fungi; Ascomycota; Pichiomycetes; Serinales; Metschnikowiaceae. Gene Ontology annotation, cellular component: nucleus. The record is from RefSeq and is a predicted model, not a curated record. Gene Ontology annotation, biological process: ubiquitin-dependent protein catabolic process.
AUGAUUCUCCGUUUCAGAUCGAAAAGCGGCAUGGCCCGGAUCCAGACCGAGCCCACCUCGCCCAUUUCUGAAGCUGUCGAGUCUGCCCGCGCCCAUUUUGGCCUCGCAGGCGAUUUCUAUGUGAGCGAUUCGCCUUCAAACAAGGGCAUUCUUGCAAGCGAAUUGAACGACACAGUAGGCAACAUGGGUCUUUCCAAUGGUGCUCUCCUUUACAUCACAGAGGUUUCUGUCCCUGGCGAUGCACAAACAACGGGAAAUCUCGAAGCUGGCGGGUAUGCGCAUGUCACUUCAACAAACUCCACAGGUGCAAAUGCAACAAGCACAAAGAAGGCAGCCAAUAACGCCAAGAACGCCAAUACCACCGCGGAGCCUGCUGUCAACGCGCCGCCUUUUGCAGCCACAGGCACGGAUGCACAAUCUUUCCCAGUGGACGCCGAGCUCGACCGCGCAGAGGGCCUCAUUCCUCGCUCCCGCUCGGCGCUUUGCCGCCACGGCGACAGGGGCAUGUGUGAGUACUGCUCGCCGCUCCCGCCUUGGGACCUUGCGUAUCUUGCAGAACACGGCAUCAAGCACCAGUCCUUCUGGGCCCACGUCAAGGAGCGCCAGCACCUCACGCCAAACAGCGUGGCGCCUUUGGACGUUCCAGACUACCGUGUUCGCCCCUGCAACCUGGGCCACGCGCCAUACCCCGCUGGAAUCUGCUCCCAGUGUCAGCCUGCGCCAAUCACCCUUCAGCAGCAGCUGUUCCGUAUGGUGGACCACGUGGAGUUUGCUGACCACGCCGUGAUGGACCGCUUUCUUGAUGCGUGGCGUCGUUCCGGCGCACAGCGCUACGGUGUCAUGUACGGCCGGUACGAGCCUUUUGACCAGGUGCCAUUGGGAAUCAAGGCCGUUGUCGAAGCCAUCUACGAACCGCCACAGGCCGACGAGGCAGACGGUAUUACGCUCUUGGAGUGGGAAAACCAGGCACAGGUGGACCAAGUGGCCCAAUCCCUUGGCCUUGUUCCUGUAGGUGCUGUCUUCACCGACUUGACCGACAGCGGCGCCCGCGACGGCUCAGUGUUAUGCAAACGUCACAAGGAUCUGUUUUUCCUUUCGGGCGUCGAAGUGGCCAUGGCCGCUCGCAACCAGAUUCUCCACGCGGCUGCGUGUCGCCAUUCUUCCACAGGCCGCUUCUCCUCUAAGUUUGUGACAUGUGUGAUCACGGGCAACACUAAGGGCGAGAUUGAACCGCGGGCCUACCAGGUGUCGGCGAGCGCAGAAGCUCUCAUUGCGGCGGACCUCAUAUGUCCUUCAACACAGCCAUCCCAGGUGUGGAUCAACCCCACAGAGGGCAAGCGGUAUGUGCCAGAUGUGUUCUACACUCGUAUCAACGAGUAUGGGUUGCAAGUGAAGACAAACGCCAAGCCUUCCUUCCCAAUCGACUAUCUAUUGGUGACACUACUGGACGGAUUUCCUGUUCAGCCUACUCCAAUGUUCACACAGCGGUUCCCGGUCGAGAACCGUGCCUUUGUGGGCGAGGCGCCUGAUUUGCGUCUGGUCCGCUCGCAAGUGGAAGGCGGGACCGACUCUCUUGCUGAUUUCCACUUGCUUGUACACAUUCGCGGCAUGGAUAUUUUGGCAGACUCUGAAUUUGCCCUUCUUAUGGAGUAUGUACGGAACCGGAAAGAAGAGGACUACGUGCGGUUAGCGGAGACCGGCGGCUGGAUGACACUUCUCACCAUUUUGGAGCAGAGCACAUGA